This is a messenger RNA of Ipomoea nil (Japanese morning glory), 994 nucleotides long. Its product is annotated as formin-2-like. Bases 26 to 763 code for a protein of 245 amino acids. The transcript is spliced from 2 exons. NCBI's taxonomy places the organism in Eukaryota, Viridiplantae, Streptophyta, Magnoliopsida, Solanales, Convolvulaceae. The record is from RefSeq and is a predicted model, not a curated record.
UUUACUGCCAAUUCUGCUGAUCCUAAUGGCGUCUGUCACCGGCAGCAUCGUGGUGGCAGAAGCUCGUAGUCUCUUAAACCUCAACCCUCGGAACCCACCCCCUCCUCCGCCACCUCCGCCACCCCCGCCUCCCCCAGUAGUGAUUCUUCCGCCGCUGCCAUCAGUACUGCCUCCGGUGAACAUCCCGCCGCUGCCAUCAGUACUGCCUCCGGUGAACAUCCCGCCGCUGCCAUCAGUGACUCCGGUGAGCAUUCCGCCGCUGCCAUCACUGCCUCCGGUGAACAUCCCGCCGCUGCCAUCACUGCCUCCGGUGAACAUCCCGCCGCUGCCAUCAGUGCCUUCAGUGACUCUUCCUCCAGCGAGUCUUCCGCCGCUGCCAUUACUGCCUCCGGUGAACAUCCCGCCGCUGCCAUCAGUACUGCCUCCGGUGAACAUCCCGCCGCUGCCAUCAGUGACUCCGGUGAGCAUUCCGCCGCUGCCAUCACUGCCUCCGGUGAACAUCCCGCCGCUGCCAUCACUGCCUCCGGUGAACAUCCCGCCGCUGCCAUCAGUGCCUUCAGUGACUCUUCCUCCAGCGAGUCUUCCGCCGCUGCCAUCAGUGCCUCCAGUGCGUCUUCCAUUAGUGCCUCCAGUGACUCUUCCUCUUCCUCUUCCUCUUCCUCUUCCUCCACUGCGUCUUCCAGUACUGCCUCCAGUGCGUCUUCCGCCGCUGCCAUCACUGGUGCCUCCGGUGACAAUCCCGCUGUUCCCGCGGCUACCAUAAACGAUGGAGGACCGUACCGCAUUUGAGCUAAGCUCCAUGGCUUGCCGGCCGCCCUAUAUCGUCUCAAAUACUCACUAUAUAUUAUCAUCUUCUCCGAUCCCUUUGCUUUAUAUAAGUAUCCCUCUCUACUACAUAUAAUAUUUUCCUUAUUUUACUUUCUAUGCCCCUCUGUAGUCCGUACCGUACGCACGUAAUAAUAUUGGAAUAAACGGCGAGCCACUUAUAUAUAUA